Lutra lutra (Eurasian river otter) is the source of this 909-nucleotide messenger RNA. Its product is annotated as vomeronasal type-1 receptor 1-like. Gene Ontology annotation, molecular function: pheromone receptor activity. Gene Ontology annotation, cellular component: membrane. NCBI's taxonomy places the organism in Eukaryota, Metazoa, Chordata, Mammalia, Carnivora, Mustelidae. The record is from RefSeq and is a predicted model, not a curated record. Gene Ontology annotation, biological process: G protein-coupled receptor signaling pathway.
AUGGGCUCUUUCAACUUGGAAAUAGAGAUUAUCUUCUUCAUUCAGACAGGAGUGGGGAUCCUGGGAAAUUCCUUCCUCUUUGGUCUUUACAACUUCCCUUUGUUCACUGGACACAAGUUGAAAUCCAAAGACCUAAUUCUCAAUCAACUGGUCUUAGCCAACUCCUUGGUGCUUUUUUCCAAAGGGAUCCCUCAGACCACGGCAGCUUUUGGAUGGAAAUACUUCCUGGAUGACACUGGAUGUAAAGUUGUCUUUUAUGUACACAGAGUGGGCAGAGGAGUUUCCCUCAGCAUCACCUGCCUGUUGAGUGGCUUUAAGAUUCAUUCUAGUAUCUGCAGGGUGAUGGAGCUCAGAGUAUCUCCAAAGCACAUUGGCUUCUGCUGUUUCAUCUGCUGGAUCUCGCAUCUCCUGUUAAAUAUCUAUGUUCCAUUAAGAAUGACUGGGCCACUGAACAGCAAAAACCUUAGUUUGAGAAAAACAUACGUCUACUGUUCUGGACUACCACAAGAUAAAUUUAUAGGCUCACUAAACGCUACUGUGUUUUCUUUCUUUGACUUUGUGUUGAGCCUCAUGGUCUGGGUCGGUGGCUCCACGGUCCUUGUCCUGCUCAGGCACAAGAAGCAAGUCCAGCAUAUUCAUAGCCUCAGCCGUUGCCCCAGACCUUCCCAUGAGGACAGAGCCACACGCACCAUUUUGAUCCUGGUGAGCUCCUUUGUCUGCUGUUACUCUCUCUCUUCCAUUUUGUCUCUUUGCCUAGUACUUAUUUUGAGUCCAGACCAGUGGCUAGUAAACACUACUGUGUUUGUAACAUCAUGUUUUCCGACAUUCAGCCCAUUUGUGCUCAUCAGCAGUGAUAUGCGUGUCUCUCAGUUCUGCUUUGCCUGCUGGACAAGGAAAAGUUUUCCUUAA